Messenger RNA from Toxotes jaculatrix (banded archerfish), 3711 nucleotides. RefSeq lists its product as uncharacterized. The record is from RefSeq and is a predicted model, not a curated record. The coding region runs from base 245 to 1102 and encodes 285 amino acids. NCBI's taxonomy places the organism in Eukaryota, Metazoa, Chordata, Actinopteri, Toxotidae. Gene Ontology annotation, molecular function: serine hydrolase activity. The transcript has 4 exons.
UGAAGAAGGCGGAGAGGAAACAGGGACCUUUAGCCUACGAGAGGCGAGUUCGGUGGUUUUAACAACGGCAAACACUUGGUUGUUGACAGGUUUGUGUUUGGCCAGCUUAAGUUUACGCUACCGGCAACGAUGUGUUUGGUAGUAGCCCUCCUAAUUCGUUAGAGCAUCACUAAUGAACAACAUCCGAACCAGACUCACUAGUCACCUUUAAUCCACUGGGAAGCCUGACAUCUCCAUCUACAGUAUGUUGUCUGCUACGUUGGCCAGGACAGCCCUGAGCAGAGGAGUUACUGCCCACCGCCUCACCAAGAAUGUCACUUUCUACAUGAACGAAUUAGCAUCUUCACCCUCAGGAUGUCAGAACCAAGCCUCUGAAGACCACAAACCCCUCAUGCUGAUGCUGCCUUGGUUGGGUGCUCGUCCCCAAGCUGUGGCCAAGUAUUGUGAAAUCUACUUCCGCACAGGCUUUGAUGUGCUUGUAGUGGAGAGUGAGGUGCAAGAGUUCCUGUGGCCUCGCUGGGGUCUGGAUCAUGGAAAGAGGUUGCUGGAGUUGCUCCAGAGUGAACGCUUUGCAUCCCGCCAACUACUUGUCCAUGCCUUCUCUAUCGGUGGCUACACAUUUACUCAGCUGCUGGUACAUGUAUCCCAGGAUGCACAGAAGUAUCAGUCACUUACAAACAGGAUCAAAGGCCAAGUCUUCGAUAGCUUGGUGGUGGGCACUCUGGAGACGAUGGCUACAGGUCUAGGUAAGACUAUAUUUCCUCAUUUGGAGACACUGGUAAAACAAGUUAGCAUGCUAUACUUUGGCAUGUUCAAACGCCAAACGGUGGACUACUUUAACACAGGCAUUGAUGUGUUUUGGAACACUCCCAUCCUUGCUCCUGCACUGUUCUUCUUUUGCGAGAACGACCCGUUAAGCGACGCACGAGCUACGGAGGAACUGAUCGAUUACUGGCAGAAGCGCGGGAUAAGCAUCACAGCAAAGAAGUGGGAGAAUUCAACACAUGCAGGUCACCUGAAGAGGCAUCCACAGGAGUAUCUGGUGACCCUAGAGUUGUUCCUUCAAGCAGUUCAGAUCACUCCACUGAGGGCCAAGAUGUGAGCUGGCUUCAUUACAACCUUAUGACAUAUUAGCUUUUCUUGUUUUCUGUAUUUAACCUGAAAUGUUUGUUAGCUUAUGGUGUGUUGCUGUAACUUUGGGAAAAUACAUUGGUUAAUGGUACAAAUCUGUUCAGUUGGGGGAAAAAAUCUCAUUCAUUCCUCAGUAAGCUAAAAAAGUGCAUUUCAGUUUCCUAUCAUGUCUUAUCAUCAAAUCCACACAUUAUCAUAAUAGUUGCUGACUAAUCAACUAAUCCUUGCACCUCUAUUCCAGUUUAAAUAAUAGACUCUUAAAAUAUUAAAUUUUAUAUAUAUACAUAUACAUAAUACAAGCAAGAAAAGGAUCUUAUAUCUCAACAAACUUUACAUCACAUUCUCCCUUAACAGCUUAGUUUAGCCCCAAACUCUAAUUUCCAAAGCAAAUGUGUUGGAUACUGUUGUUCAUUUGCAUUUUCAAAUUCAAAGCUAUUUUCAGAGAUGAACGCAGAUAAAGUCGGUGGAGACGUGAACACAGAUAGCCACACAUUUGCUCUAGGCAUCAUGAACUAAGGCAAGGCAGGACAGUUUUAUUUCUGAAACACGGUUCAUUCCAGGUAAAAGGAACAUGCUUUACAUUAAAGGUGCUAUGUUUUCUCUGCCACCACACGUGACUUCUUGCUGGGAGUCGGUGGUGGUGGUAGCGAUGACAGUGGUUUCUUGCUGAGAAUUCAGCCAUUGUUGCGUUUACAAGAUAAGAGGGUAGAAUACGCACUCUGGGCAGUGCAAUUUCUUCAUCCUCUCAUCCUGAACUAAUGCCAGACCUGACACUGCAGUGAUCGCUAUCGGAAAGUAGUAUUGUGAGAUGGGACAGGCCGGGGGUAGCUGGUUAGCAUGCUAACGUCAGGAGAUGAAAAGAAGUGAUAGAAAUAUAAGCUAAACAAUAGUUUACAUUGAUGUUGCUUUGUUUCUUCUACACUAGUAUGUAAACAGCUGUUGAUGCUAAUGUUGGCUAUGUCGCAAUAGCAAAAACUUCUCACUCACAGUCAGUGGGACUUCAGACACUCACAGUCUCAUUGUCUCAAAGUCAGACCACUCCAGUGGUCAAAUUCAUGUCAGUAAAUUCUCCCUGCUUGUUGUUUUGGAGUGAGAAUACAGAUGUUGUACAAAACAACAACAACAACAAAAACAGCUCUAAUGUGCUCAACUCCAAACUUGCAUUACUUGUAUAAACAAUUGCUAAGCUUUAGUUAAUACUGACAUUUUUAAUUGUUGAAAAUUAUUGUUCAUGUAAAUCUUGGUGCUCUUGAUUCCUAUUUAAUACAAUCAACACAGUAGACGUUUAUGAAGGAUUGUGUAUUCACUGUUACUGUAGGUGUGUCUCUCCAACGAAAAUUCUCUGGUAAACAGGAAGUGCUGCAGUUUUGUGUCCGGCAGCUGCAGGUAAUUUUGCACAGAAGAAAAACAAGAGAAAGAAUAAUUAGCUUGAAGGACUUUUCAAAACGUAUAAUUCAGUGACCUUAUCAACAGAAACUCUAAAAGAAAUGUUAAGAUGUUCUGAGCAAACUCAUCAACACACCAUCUAUUUUAACAUUGCCUGACACUUCCGUCUUUCAUCUUCUCUCCUCUUUUUACUGGGGGUUGAUUAUACUCUCAUCUCAGGUAGUAAACGUACUGAAUUGCUGCAUAUUACACUUGUACCUUCACAUUUCUCACAGGGGUAUUGUGACAGGGAACACGGGGAAAUGAAACCUGCUGUGUCACUUGUGAAACCAUCCAGUGUUUUCAUUGAACGUCACAGUUGGGAAGAUUUUAUGUUAAUAGUUAUAUUAUAAUAGAUUUAUAGCACAAUCCACACAUUGUUUUGUGUAGCAGAAAACGAGUCAUUGUACAUGGUCUGUUUUCUACUGUCUGUAAGCGAGAACAUAAUUGCCUCACUACAUAACCUUUCAUGUUUAUGUAAAAGAAAAAACAAAAAAUCUCCAGUGACCACUGAUUCUUUGCUGGAUACCAGUGCCUUGAAGAAUAUCUUUUCUUACACAAGAAAUUCCACCAUGUAGAUGUUUGUUUAACGUGCUUAACAAAAACCGUACAAUAACACUUUAAUACAUCCAGGAGUUGGAUGGUUUCUAUAGACAGACGUGUCUCAGCAGGCCUUUUGUUUUUAUACUGUUUCUUUACUAAGCAAUUUGUACUGCACUGAUAACUUGUGGUAUCCAUCUGUAAUUUGGGUGUUGGCCAAAGUUGUCAGAUCUUUAUGAAGGUUUAUCUGUUUUCACUUUUUCUUUUAAUAUUAGUCCUAUUUCUGUGUGUGUUACAUUAUACCAGUUAACCUCCAGGAAGGCACAGUGAGCCUCAGUGGUACAUCUGUUUCAACAAACAGUACUUUCUCAAACUACCACUACUCGUGGCAAGUUACGAGUUACAACUUGAAAACUAACAAUAGCUCAGUUUAGAAAUUUCCACAGUUUUAACGUUUUAUGAAUGAAUGAAAUGUCUGUUGAAGGUGGUUGUUGAACAUGAAAUGGUGCCUGGUUGUAAAGCUUUGAGUCAGUUGCAAUUACAUUCAAGAAAUAGUUUGUUUAAACAUUUUCUCUUCUCUUGUGUGUGUUUUGGAAAUAAAUAUGAGGACAUGUU